CUCCUCUCCAGGUUUUCUGCCCCACCGACAUAAUGGGCACUCCCGAUCGCUCGACCCUCCUUUCUCUUGCACCCGAGCUCCUGUUAAUGAUCAUCGACUGUCUGGAGAAACUGAAGGAUAAGCAAUCAUUGGUGAGAACUUGUAAAGCCGCGCAACGUCUUACUGAGCCACAUCUCUACUGGAAGAUCUACACCAAGAUUGGGACUCAAAAUGACACGGCUUGGUUACUCCGCUUCCUGGACCGAAGACCUGAUGUGGUUCCCAUGAUUCAUUACCUUGUGCUUGAUGAAUGGGAUCCGCGCUCUUUCCAACAACUUCUUGCUCGAGAGUUCCCCAAUCUCGAAAGCAUAAUAGCACAGCACGAGGGACCUGUUACGGAUGAGCGAACGGCGACGGAGAGGCGUGCAUUAUGUCGUGCGGUACGCCCGCAGCUGCGCAUGACCAACUUAACGCUCUCCGUUCAGCUGAGUUUGGACACCGCUACGAGGGCGACCACGUACUACAAACUGGAGCGCGAAGACCGCUCUAUCUUCCGGCACCCCAGUUUAACCCGCAUCAGACUGUCCUACCUCGACUUCUCCUGUCUAGCAGAUACCAGACCAGACUACCUCAUCCACGAAAAUCUGAAAGAACUCCACAUCGAAACCUCGAUGUACACAGAGCAGGCCCUGACCCGCCUCAUCUCGCCAUCCAAAAAGCUCUGGAGAUUCAGACUUCACCACGACAGAGAACUCCCCUUUCCAGCUUCACUGUAUCCUAGAAUCCUCUCCUCUGCCCGAGAAUCUCUCGGCAUGGUGUUUAUUCUUUUGCGAUACAUGCACCCCACCGACGAUGUCAGAAUGGACUUCGGCUCCUUCCCCGCCCUGAAUUCACUGACCGUCCACCCACGCUACAUCCUAGGCAAUGACUAUGGGCCCAGCCAAGCUUCACAAGCGAUCAUCCGACAACGUCUUAACACGCAUUUGCCCCCUAAUCUACAAGUAUUCGGACUGGAGGGCCUGGUACCUAUGUGGCCAUGUCCGCCGCCGGGUAUGAAAGUGGUGUUGGCGGAUCGCGAUUGGUGUCUGGUGCACAUGCUGCUUGCGGAAAGGGAACUGGUGCCGAAAUUAGUGCUUUUGGGCAUAUACUAUCUAGAGCGCUUGACGUAUCCGGUGUAUUUGCACGGGCUGGCUAGGGAGAGGGGGAUCAAAUUUACGGGGUUAUAUUCUAGUGAUGAGCUAGGGGUCGUAGGAACGAAUUUGACGAAGAUGGAAGUCUUCACGGAUAGUCAGGCGGUUUUGAUUGAAGAGGACGAUAGGAGUGGCCGUGGAAAUAGGAGUAGGGAGGGUGGGGGUUGAAGUGGAGAGGAUAAGAAUAUCAAGCAUCAUAGCUGAAUGAUAAACAAUAGUUGACUCCAGAUGCUUUUUAGAAUAUGUAUUUUCAUUGUAGCUGUAAACAUGC
Pseudomassariella vexata is the source of this 1440-nucleotide messenger RNA. RefSeq lists its product as uncharacterized. Bases 33 to 1337 code for a protein of 434 amino acids. The transcript is spliced from 2 exons. The record is from RefSeq and is a predicted model, not a curated record. NCBI's taxonomy places the organism in Eukaryota, Fungi, Ascomycota, Sordariomycetes, Amphisphaeriales, Pseudomassariaceae.